AUGUAGCUGUGCCUCUCUCUUUUCCCUGCCGUGGUUGCCUCUCUAGUCUCACCCCAUCUUUAAAUUGAGCUGAGAAGAGGCAGCCAUGAUGGGGUGAGUGGAGAGAGAGGCACAACUGUGGCCAGUUCUGUGCUGGCUUGCUCCAGCCUCCAACACAGCCAACAAAACCGACUCUUGUUUCACAGUAGCUGCCAUUUUCCAAAAUGGCUGUUAAUGGGCUUAGGAUCCAAACUGGCAAGGACCCAAAGAACCAUGGCGAGGGCAAGUCAUUUCAACCCACACCAUUGGCAGCCAACUGGCACUGUGUCCUGGUAAUGUAUGGAAUGUGCCAAUAAAGUGCUGGAAAGGUCCAAAAGGGCAGUGCCCCAUCCCUCCCUGUUCGAUCUCGCCCCUCCUUUUUUGCCAGAGCCAACCGCUCUGCACAGCUUAGCCUGCAUUGUGCCUCAGUCCACAGAGUGAUGGUGGCCACUGGCAAAGAGUUGUAUGUGACCAUUCCUGUUGGGGCUGUAUUAAUGGCACUUUGGCCACAAACAGCUCCCUGCUGGAGCAUGCCCAUUGCAGCUGGGAUAGCUGCCUGGCCUGGCUCAUCAAAUGGAUGACAGGAUCCAGAUUAAUGAGGUACCAGUUGGCAUUGUUAGAAGACCCAGAAGUUGAAUUACAAGUGGCCACCAGCUUAAACCCCGCCUCGUACUUACCGGAUGCUCAUACUGAGAGGAGGGGAACCCACAACUGUCAGACACUGUUACAACAAACUUGGGCAGCCAGACCUGACCUACAGACCAUACCAUUGAAAAAUGCAGAUCUACAGUGGUUCACGGACGGAUCUUCCUUUGUGGAGGAAGGGAUAAGAAAGGCAGGAUACGCAGUAGUGAGCCUAGUGGACACUAUUGAGGCACAACCAUUGCCCACGGAAACAUCAGCCGAAUUGGCAGAAUUAAUAGCAGUAACCAGAGCUUGUGAGAUGGCAGAGGGGCAGACCCUGAAUCUAUACUCAGAUUCCAAAUAUGUACAUAAUAUGGCACAUGCCUAUGCAGCGUUGCACCACGAGCGAGGCAUGUUGGACUCAAAGGGGAAUCCAGUGAAGUACCAACACCAAAUCCAAAAAUUUAUGGAUGCAAUACAGAAACCUAAGAAAUUGGCUUUUAUGCAUUGCAAAGGACACCAGAAAGGAGGGGGUGAGGUUGAAAGAGGAAACCAGAGAGCAGAUGCAGUGGCAAAGCAAGCGGCCCGUUCAGCUGAAAUGAUUAUGGUAUCACUCAUUCCGGACCUAGCAGCUACAGAAGAGGAUAGGGAAUAUGGAAUGGAGGAUGUAAAGCUGGCCGAAGCAAUGGGGGCCAAGAAGCAAGAUGGGAAGUGGUUACUCAAAGGGGGGAAAACAUUAGUCCCCAAGGAACACGUUCCAAAAUUGGUGGAGGGCUUACAUGAGGGGACACACAUGGGAGCUGAAGCAAUGUAUGAACUUAUUCGGAAAAAGUACUAUGCACCAAAUUUAUCUGCCUACACCCGCCAGAUUGCCAGGAAAUGCAUUGAGUGUGCCAAAGUUAACCCCAAUACCCGGCCCCAAGGGCAGGCAGGGCAAGUAGCGAUGGGGGUAGGAUCCAUGGACAUCAUACAAGUAGACUUUACAGAAAUGGUCCGGCAAGGACCUUAUAAAUACCUUCUGGUCAUAGUAUGCACUCUGACUGGCUGGGUAGAGGCGAAACCGUGUAAAGCAGAAAGUGCCCAAGCAAUGGUCAAAUAUCUACUCAAUGACCAUCUACCCAACCACGGACUGCCUACACAAAUCAACUCAGAUAAUGGAGGGGCAUUCGUCAGCAAAGCCGUACAGGACGUUUCCAGAGCUUUGGGAAUACAAUGGAAACUCCAUUCAGCCUGGAACCCCCAGAGUUCAGCGAAGGUGGAAAGAAUGAACAGGACAAUCAAAGAUCAUCUGGCAAAAUUAAUAGAACUCACACAAAUGAAUUGGGUAGCUCUCCUGCCAUACGUGCUAUACAAAAUAAGAAACACCCCAAGAGGGAAAGAGAAGCUAACCCCAUUUGAGGCCAUGUAUGGGAGGGCAUCACCCAUUCUCCGCAUGGGAACUGGGGAUCACCCCCCGUCAACAGCACAGUGGGCCAAGGUAUUACAUGAUGUCUGGGGCUCCCUACAGAAGAAUAUUCCCAUUCCCAUUGUAGAUCCUGUACACUCCUACGAAGUAGGAGAAUGGGUAUGGGUAAAGAAAUGGAAGGUGGAACCUUUGAGGCCUAGGUGGGGAGGUCCAUAUCAGAUUCUGUUAGUCACACCAACUGCUUUGAAAUGUGCAGGAAUAAAGGCGUGGGUUCAUCACACCAGGGUUAAAAGGGCUGAAGCACCGGUUACGUGGACUACACAGAGGAUUGGGGAAACAAAGCUGAAGAUUUGA
This is a messenger RNA of Hemicordylus capensis (graceful crag lizard), 2401 nucleotides long. RefSeq lists its product as uncharacterized. The record is from RefSeq and is a predicted model, not a curated record. The transcript has a single exon. NCBI's taxonomy places the organism in Eukaryota, Metazoa, Chordata, Lepidosauria, Squamata, Cordylidae. The coding region runs from base 596 to 2401 and encodes 601 amino acids. Gene Ontology annotation, biological process: DNA integration. Gene Ontology annotation, molecular function: RNA-DNA hybrid ribonuclease activity; RNA stem-loop binding.